CGAACAACGAAAGAGUCGUCAACGACAAGCGACAAACACACACCACCAUCAACAACACACACAAAAGCUGCAACCACCACCUUCCAAUACACCCAUCAUGUCCCUUGCCAGAUUUGUGCUUGGCCAGGAUGGCCGUGACCGCGGCCAGAGCGAUCAAACCCGCCAGCUGCAUCAGGAGAAUGUCAUGCGCGCAAACCAGCUGAGUGAUGAGCGCGUCGAGACAAAGCGCAGGAUGCGCCUUGCAGCCGAGAUGCAGCGCGAGGAGGCCAUUGCCCAACAGCUUGAGAUGGAAAAGCAACGCAAAGAGCAGGCCGAGCUCGCCCGGCAGCAGGAGGAGCGGCUGGCGCAGGAGCUGGACUCCAUCCGCCGUGAGAAAAUGCGCGAUGAGAAGCUUCGCCAACAAAUCAGACAGACUGCCCCAGAGCUCAGAGACUUGGAGCGAAAGCUGCAGGCGGCAUAUGUCACGCGGGAGCGCAGCGCACAAAUCACAGAGCGGCAACACAUGACGGCGACAGCGCGGCAGGAGGAUCUCAAGGCCGCGCGAGAGAUUGAGGAGGCCGUCCGCCAGGCAGAACUGGAAGAGCAACAGAAGGAGCGACAGCAGUGGGAGGAGGCGCGCAAGUACCAGGCGGACAUUGAACGGCAGCUCGAGGACCAGGAGCGCCGCAAGGAAGAGGCAUACCAAGAGUUCCUCAAGGAGAAGCUGAUGAUUGACGAGAUUGUGCAGCAAAUCCACCGCGAGGAUGAAGCGGAGGCACAGCGCACUUUCGAGGCAAAGCAACGGACGAAGGAAGAGAUGGAGGAGUUUCUUCGGCAGCGCGACGAGUGGAAUCGCCUUGAGGCCCAGGAGAUGCAGCGCGAAAACGAGGCCAUCCAGCGCUUCGCCGAGGAGAAGCAGAUGGCUGAGCGUGCGCGCAUGCGGGCGCAGCUUGAGCGUGAGGCGGCCAAGGAGAGCGUGCGGCAGCAGCUUGGCAGCGAGCUUGCGCGGCAGCAGCAGGAGAUGGAGGAGAUGGAGGCCAUCCGCAUCGAGCUUGCCGAGGAGGAGCAGCGUGCACGCGAGCGGGCGCGGCAGCGGCAGGAGCUUCAGCGGCGUGUUGAGCAGCAGAUGCAGCUGCGCGCGGCCCAGCAGGAGAGCAUGGCUGAGUUGCAGCGGCGUCGCGAGCGGGAGCAGGCCGAGGAAGAGGAGUUCCGUCGGGCGAUGAUGGAGAAGUUUGCUGCCGAUGACCGCGUGGAGCAGAUGAAUGCACAAAAGCGCCGCAUGCGCGUGCUGCAGCACAAGCGCGACGUGGAGAAACUCAUUCAGGAGCGCAGGCAGCGCAAGGAGUUUGAGCGCCAGCAGGUGCGCAGCCGUGGUGGCGGUGGGACAUCGUUUUCACAAGAUGACGGCACGGGCCAGUGGACAGGCAGCUUCUGGGGCUUGGGGGACAACGUGCGCGCGCGUGAGCUAACUUGCUUGGAGAUGAUGGGGUCUGCCACCCUGCUGGCUCCGCUCCUGCAAGAUAGCAACACGGUUGCGCCAUCUGCGUCAGUCGUGAUGAUCGCUCGUCUGGAGACGACUAUGGCCCUGCACACCACCACGACGCAGUACCAGGCCAUCCGCCGAAGCAUGCGGUUCGCGCCAGCAUUGGUGGAUACGGCCACGACCAUCAUCGCCAGCCAUCGCCAGCAUCGCUACCUGUCCGUCCAUCUGCGCCGCGCCGACUUCCUGCGCGUGCGGUCGGCAAAUAUCCCUCCACUCGCAUCCACGAGGAAACAGAUCCUGGCACUUGCGCGAGCACACGACAUCCGUGCGCUGUUCAUCGCCACAGAUGCACGCAGGGAUGACGAGGAGUAUGACGCGUUUGCAUCCAACCCUCCACUUCCACUUGUUGACACGCCACAGCACAUCAAAUCCACCCUACACCCGGGCCAGCUUGCUGUUGUGCAGCAGAUUGUGUGCGCACGCGCGUUCAUCUUUAUUGGCACAGAAGGAUCCACUUUCACCCGACAGAUACAGGAGGAGAGACAACUGCGGGGCCACCGCUCGAACACGUCGCUUUCGCUCACGUCGCCGCGGCGAGCCACAACAGAGCAAGGCUAAACAACACCCCCAUCUCACCACGCACAACAACAUGCCAAGGCAUGGCAUGUCGCGUAACAAAAAAGAAGCCAACAACAACGGGUGUCUUACCAUCGAUCGACACCCCGUCCACAACCACCACCGCCACCAUCUAUCCCUCUUCCACACGCGCAAACACU
Messenger RNA from Salpingoeca rosetta, 2238 nucleotides. RefSeq lists its product as uncharacterized. The transcript is spliced from 10 exons. Lineage: Eukaryota; Choanoflagellata; Craspedida; Salpingoecidae. The record is from RefSeq and is a predicted model, not a curated record. Bases 98 to 2080 code for a protein of 660 amino acids.